AUGACAAAUACUGUGGUGGUAGUUGGUGGAACAGCAGGUACUGGAAAGACCACUAUUGGUGAGGAGAUUGCUAAAUCUCUUGAUUGUCCCUUCGUUGAAGGAGAUCAAUUACACCCACAGUCAAACGUUGAGAAGAUGAGCCAAGGUAUCCCACUUACAGACGAUGAUAGAUGGGGCUGGCUGGAGGAAGUUGCUCAAGAAGGUUCCAAAAGGGCUGAAACGAGCAGUAUUUCAGUUGUAACAUGUUCUGCUUUGAAGCAAGUGUACAGGGAUUUGAUUCAAAAGGUUGCAAAUAAUGCCAAUGUCAUAUAUGUCUUCCUAUAUGCAUCAAAAGAAGAACUCAUCAAGAGAACAAACGCAAGAUCAGGCCAUUUUAUGAAGAGUACAAUGAUUGAAUCACAGCUGGAUACAUUGGAAUUGCCUACUGGGAACGACAACGCUCUUUGUAUCGAUGUUGAAAACAAAUCUGUUGAAGAGAUUAAACAACUUGGUUUGGAGUUUAUCAAAACUAAAGUGUAA
Molecule: messenger RNA, 519 nt
Organism: Williopsis jadinii
Lineage: Eukaryota; Fungi; Ascomycota; Saccharomycetes; Phaffomycetales; Wickerhamomycetaceae
Product: gluconokinase
Exons: 1
Coding region: 1-519 (172 amino acids)
Cellular component (GO): cytoplasm
Molecular function (GO): gluconokinase activity
Source: RefSeq, a predicted model, not a curated record